Messenger RNA from Neltuma alba, 1355 nucleotides. Its product is annotated as protein PTST, chloroplastic-like. The coding region runs from base 229 to 1101 and encodes 290 amino acids. NCBI's taxonomy places the organism in Eukaryota, Viridiplantae, Streptophyta, Magnoliopsida, Fabales, Fabaceae. The record is from RefSeq and is a predicted model, not a curated record. The transcript has 9 exons.
GUUUCUGUUUAGCUUCAGAACUCGAAACCAGCGGAGCAUGGAGUGACGGAAGCGACUGAAAUACACAGCGCCAGAGUGAUAAUUCUCAACCUCCUCAAACUCCGUAAGUUCCUUAGCUAACCCUAUUCCAUUUGUUGCAUUCGAUUGUCACAGUGGCCUCAGUUUGCUAUCUGCUUCUAUGAAGGUUCGUCCACUGUGCUAGAAUAGCUUGUCGUAAAAUAGCUCUUCAUGAUGGAGAUAAGUACAGCCAGUAGGUGUUGUCCAGACCCCCAGCCACAGGCAAUAUUAUUUUCAAGAAUUUCAAGAACAUCAGGACGGGAAAGCACUCAUAGAAUUUCUUGCAAUAUAACUGCCCAGAGCUCAAGGCUGUGUUAUCGAGGCUUGGCCGCUUCCUACCGAAUCUUUAAUGCAGUAUAUCCAAAUAGGCCAUUUCUCCGUAGAGCACAUUCUAUGUCAACUAGUUUGGAUGAGUCUACAUCAUUGCCGUCCGAAGGCGAUUCUGAUGAAGAUGAGACUGAAGACUUGAAGGAGAAGAUUUUGGAACAACCACUGAGAAGUGAACAGAUAGCAGCACUCCUUGCUGAUACUGAAAGAGCAAGGCUUACAAAGAAGCUUAGUGAAGCCAACCAACAUAAUCGGUUCCUCAAAAGACAGUUGCAAAUAAAGGAGGAAUCAUUGGUUAACUUUAAAAGUGAGCUUGCUGUUAUGGAGCUUGAGGUUCAGGCUUUGGUCAAACUUGCUGAAGAAAUAGCUCAGUCUGCUAUUCCAGAAGGUUCAAGGAAGAUCAAUGGAAAAUAUAUUCAAUCUCACAUUGUUUCUCGUUUAGGAGCUAUGCAUGAGAAAUUAAAGGAACAGAUAAAGGAUGUAGUUUCAGUUCAAUCCAAAGAGGUUCCUGUAUUUUGGGUUGGCAUGGCUGAGAGCGUGCAAGUAAUGGGCAGCUUUGAUGGCUGGAGCCAAGGAGAAUACCUAUCACCAGAGUAUGAUGGUUCUUAUACCAAGUUCUCUUCAACGUUGAUGCUUAGACCAGGUAUGAGAUCAAAUUCUUGGUGGAUGGUGAAUGGCAGCUUUCGCCGGAGUUUCCCACUGUUGGUGAGGGAUUAACCAAAAACAAUCUGUUAGUUGUGGAAUGAUAGUUUUUAGUUUGCAGAGGCAUAUGUAGUUUUUUUAAGUUUUUGCCAUUCUUCCCCUUGGACAAUUGAGUAUGUUCCCCAUGCGAAUCAAAUUCUUCUGCUAAACUGGGUUGAGGGCUUGAGGCCAUGUUUGUUCAAGUUAGACGGGUCAUUGCAGCUGAGUCCAGUCGUAGAUGCGUGUAAGUAGUUAACUUGCUGAUAAAAAUUACAGCAGUUUUUUUAGUC